AUCAAGCUACUUUUAAUAUUAAGGACACGGUAACCCAGCUGACCACUGCUGAGCACCGUGGCACUUGCUGAAGGGUGCACAACGCCUGACGCUCCACUGUGUCUUACAUUUGUUGUUUCAAGAUGUACUGAACCUUUAGCAAUCAUGAGCUUGCCUACUCGGUAGCUGAGCUGAGGCACAACCCUGGUCCCAACGAGCGCUGCGAACUUGGGGCCGAUGCCCGCUGGAUUGGUUUUCAGGACGAAACACUUAAUAAAUUGCAGCAGAUGGCGUAGCGGAGGAACUCUCGUUCCGAGGGCGCCAUGGAGCUGGAGAACGCAGGGCUUGAGGCCCGUGUGCGCGCUGGCACCCGCGGCGCCCUCUGCAGCAAUAUCUAUGGCGUCUAGCGUGCCUCUUGUGAUUGGCUGGGGCUCCUCAGUCACAUCGGGCUCCUACCAUGGCGCUAGCCUCUGGUUUACCACGCUGUGUGCGCUGUCGGUGGCCCUGGGUGCACUGAGCUACAACCUCAUGGCCACGCUGUCGGAGUUUUUCAACUUCGACCGCCGCACGCUAACCGCGCAGCCCCGCACCUACCUGUACGGGGUGGACGUGACGGGCAGCCGCUUCUUCCGCAUCCCCGCCGUGCUGGCGGCCGUGGAGUUCGCGGCGGUGGCGCACGCGGCGCAGCGGCGCAAGACCGGCGAGCCGUACGUGACGCACUGCAUUGAGACGGCGCUCAUCGUGGAGGCCUGCCUGCCCACAGCCAUCAGCUCCACCGAGCACGACAGGCACGUGGCCUGCAUUAUGGCGGCGGUACUGCAUGACGUCAUCGACGACACGCCCACGGACCCGGCAGCCAUGGCGGCGGCAUUCGGGCCGCGCGUGGCGGGCCUGGUGGCGCAGGUGUCCAAGCUCAGCCAAAUGAACCAGCUGCUGCGGCGCGGCAAGCGCCAGGGCUGGGCCCAGUACAGCCAGGACCACCUGAAGCAGCUGCGGCGCCUCAUCGUGGACCUGGCGUUCCAGGAGCCGUUGGUGAUCCUGGUGAAGCUGGCGGACCGCCUGCACAACAUGCGCACGGUGUAUGUGCUGCCCCCUGAGAAGCAGCGCAGUGUGGCGGAGGAGACGCUGGAGGUGUGGUGCUCCAUGGCGGAGAGCCUGGGCUGGGACGGACUCAAGUCUGAGAUGGAGGACCUGUGUUUCGCAGUGCUGCAGCCCGCCACCUACUGCACCCUGCGCGCCGAGCUGGACCGCCUGUGGAGCCUGCCCACUCUGGCCGUGGUGGAGGAGCAGAUGGGCAUGGGGGGCGCGGGCGAGGCGGCGGCGGCGGCAGGAGGAGCAGGGGCGGCAGCAGGGGCGGCAGCAGGGGCGGGAGCAGGAGCGGGAGCAGGAGCGGGAGGGCAGAAGGGCGGUGGAGGCGGAGCGGACGGCGGGGCGGCGGCGCCGGGAGCUGCGGCAGCUGGCGAUGGCGCGGGACUGGGGCUGCGCAUCGUGCAGCUGCCGGUCGACGCCGGCGCUGGCCGGACCUACACCCGCGCAGCCGGCGUGCGCGCCGCAUCCCAGCAGGCCCGGCGGCAGCUGUCGCGCGGGGGUCGCUCCAGCUCGUCGGCCGCAGGCGAGACCGCCGAGGCCGUCAUUGCUGCGUCGGCGGUGCCCUUCCCCGUCACGGCCUCGUCCUCGGCGGCAGCCGGGCCGGCGGCGCCCGCGGCCGCGCCAGCGUCCGGCUCGCUUGGCCCCACACACACUUCCGCCUCCGCCUCCGGCUCCGCCUCCACCCCAACCUCGGGAUCGGGGUCAGGGUCUGGGUCCGCUGCGGGCGCAGCAGCGCCCGCCGCAGCUGCCGCUGCGGCCACCGCCGCCGUGGGUAGGCUGCCGGCACCUGCGUCAACGAUGUCGGCGUCUGUGUUGAUGCUGCAGGAAGAGGGGGGGCCGCAGCCUCACGCGCCAGGGGGGCCGCAGCCGAACACGCCAGGGGGGCCGCAACAGCAGCAGCAGCAGCAGCAGCAGCAGCAUGGGGAGGAGCAGGAGGCGGGCGUGGCGGCUGCACCCAUGUCUGCCGCGGCGGCGCCGAUGGCUACCUCCCCGUCCUCGCCACCUACUUCAUGGGGGGCAGCAGGCGCGGGUGGGGCGCUUGGCUCCGGCCACGCCGCGUCGGCUAGCAGCAAAGCCAACGUCUGCGAUGACUUUGGCGGCGCUGGCAGUCGCAGUAGCAGCGGUGCCGGCAGUAGCAGCACUAGCGGCACUAGCGGCACUAGUGGCAGCAGCACCAUGUCGUAUCUCGGCGAGGGCUUUUCCGGCAGCAUGGACGUCGAGCCUGCCUCCUUGGCGGCCGGCAGCCUCGGCGACUUCGGCAGUAGCAGCAGCAGCGGCGGCAGUAGCAGCAGCAGCAGCAGCAGCAGCAGCAGCAGCAGCGGCGGCGGCAGUAGCAGCAGCAGCGGGCGAGGCCGCGGGCUCUCCAGCUGGAGCAUCGAUGGCCCAGCUUACGCAGGUGGCGGCGGGGACGUCGGCGGCAGUAGCAGUAGCAGCAGCAGCUACGGCACGCUUGAGUCGGUCGACGGGCCGCUCUUGUUCGACGACGACAUGGAGCUGCCGCCCGGGCUCGCCGCCGCCGCCGCCGCCGCCGCCACCGCGGCUUCCUCGUCAGGUAAAGCGGCCGAGGUGGCAGGCGGCGGCAGCGGCGGCGGCGGCUCUGGCGGCAGCAGCAGCGGCGGCGGUGGCGGCGGCGGGUCUGCGCUGCAGCGAGACGGCGGCCGCGGUGGCAUCCGCAUCCCAAUCGCCGGGACGCUGCCAGGAAUCCUUGGGGGCGGCACGGGUGCAGCAAUGCCUGGUCCUUCGGCGCCGCUGCCGGCUGCUGCGCCGGGCAACAGCCCGGUCCCGGGCCCGCUUCAGCCGCUACAGCCGCUGCUGCAGCCGCUGCUGUCCAGCUUUGGCGCCGCCGCCUCCUCCUCCCCUACCUUCUCCCCUCCCUCCUCUCCUUCCUCCACCAACCCCGACGCCGCCUCCGCUUCCUCUUCCGCCGCCGCGUCCGCCGGGUCUGCAUCCGCGGCGCCGUCGUCGCUGCUGCCGGGCGGGCUGUCGGAGGGCGCAGUGAGCGAUAGCCCGCCUUCGCCCUGUCGGCCGCUGGCGCCGCUGAGCCCUCAGCAGCAGCGGCUGGCGCUGGUGCUGUCCACGGUGGUGCCCUUUGAGGCGGUCAGCUUCAAGAACCUGCGGGGGCUGGCCAGCAGCACACGUCGUGGCCUGGACGUGUUGGACGAGUGUGCGGCGCUGCUGUACAACGAGAUCCAGAUCCGCAGCCAGACGGGCGGGCUGGACAUCAACAUACAGGGCCGGCUCAAGUCGCUGAACAGCGUGUACCGCAAGAUGGUGCGGAAGAACUGCGCGGUGGCACAGGUGUACGACUCGCGGGCGCUGCGUGUCAUUGUGGACGACGACGACGGCGACAGCCUACAGGAGGCUGUUGAGGCCUGCUACCGGCUGGUCAGCGCGGUUCAUUCCAUUUGGAAGCCCAUCAAAAGGGAGUUCGACGACUACAUCGCAAACCCCAAGCCCUCAGGAUACCAGGCGCUGCACACAGCUGUCCGCGGCCCCGGCGGCAUCCCCAUGGAGGUCCAGAUCAAGACCAGCUCCAUGCACGAACUGGCCGAGUACGGCGCGGCGGCGCACUGGGUGUACAAGGAGUACACGCCGCUGCUGCAGAGCCCCGGCCGCAGCCGGCGCGGCUCCCCCGCCGCGGAGAAGCUGCCGCCGGGCUUCGUGGGGCAGCCGCUGCUCAAGAUCAGCAAGGACAAGCUGAGGUACGGUGUGGUGGUGUGUCGCGAGGACGAGGGCCAGCGCCUGGUGGCGGCGGUCAAGGGCGGCGCCACCUUCCGCCCCUUCCCAACGCGCGUGUCCGACUACGGCUUCUACGCCGCACUGCUGGCCUACACGCGGGAGCGCGGCUGGCAGGUGCCGGGCCACGGCGAUCUGCAGCUGCGGCUGGAGGAGUACGUCAAGUGCGACGACGGCCGCUUCCACCGUCGCGACCACAUGGGCUACCUCAUACCCGCCGAGACCAUCACACUGCUGGAGGGCUUCGAGGAGGACGCCGCAGCCGCAGCCGAGGCCGCCGCCCGAGCAGAGCGCGCCGCCGCCGCCGCCGCCGCCGCCGCGGCCAGCGCCACCGCCACCGCCACCGCCACCGCCACCGCGACUGCCAGCGUCUUGGCGUCUCUGGACGGCUUGGUCAGCGGCGGCAGCAUGAGCGACAGCAGCGGCGGGCUGCGCAACAGCGUCGACGAGAACGACUCCGCCCUGUCCUCGUCUCUGGCCUCGUCUGCGGCUGGCGCCGCAGGAGUGGCGGCAGCAGCGGCGGCGGGCCCGCCCUCUGGCGCCGUGUCCGAUACGGAGUCCGGGGCCGGAGUGCCGCCGGGUUCGGUGGGGACGUCGGGCUCGGGCUCUGGGGAGGCCCAGGCGCGGCGGUUCCGGGAGCAGAUGCGCGCCACCUUCGCCAAGACGCAGCAGCUGAGGAGCAUGAUCGCCUGGGGCGAGGGCGCCAUCGGCAAGUACGCGGCCCAGCAGGAGGACUACGGCCGUGACGAGGUGUCUGUGCUCAUAUGGCCGGGCGGCAACAUCGAGUAUGUGGCGCGCGGCACCACCGCCGGAGACAUCGCGGCCGAGAAGGGGCUGGGCGAGAUGGCGGGCCGCGGGUACCCGGCGGGAGAGGUGGGCUAUGACGGCUACCGCGUCAACCUGCUCAUCAACGUCAACAACCGCCUGGUGCCCGAGGACACGGUGCUCAACGACGGCGACCUGGUCAUCCUGUCGCGAGAGAAGGUGGUCAUCUAGCGUCGGAAGGGAAGGUGGUCCUGUCCUGAGGCGUCGUGUCCGCAUUUCAGGGCGUUUCCUUCUGCAUAUGGCGUGACGCGGCGUGGCAUGGGCAUGGGAGACAGCAGAAGCACCCCGUCUCCGACGUCUCCUCAGGCUGCCGCAGCCGCGAUGGUGGGUCACGCACGUGCGCGGGCUGGCGGGCAUCCAUGCACGUGUGGGCAUUGCGCAGCAUGGUGUCGACGUAUGCAUGGGAUGGCAUGGGGCUUGCCGACCGGCCCAGCUUACAGCCGGCAUUGACAUUUGCAGAGCCGUAGUCGGCGUGUGGGGAAACUGGCGGGCCCGCAGGCGCCGUCCAUGGCUGUGUUGAGUGCGUGUCACUGAGGGGUGUGGAUAGCUGGGGAGAGAGAGUGCGGUUCUACGGCGGAGCGAGGCGGGGUGUGAUGUGCGGCAGCAAGCACGUGCGAGCGUCUGGCAGUGUACAGUAUAUUUUGUAAAACCUGGAGUUGUACAUGUUUUGUGUAAGGCGUGUUUGGUGUGGAUUGGCGCCUGCGUUGGACACGCGUAUAGUUGCUUGGGGAGGGGUCGCGUGGCAAGCUAGGAUUGCAUGUUGGAAAGCAACUGCUGUGCGCGGCGAGGGACGAGGGUGAUGGUAUCCGUACUAUGCGAGGCCGCGAUGCGUGCGCCAUAUCCGCACGGCUCGAAUGUACCAUGUUUGGACGGCUGAAAUGAACUCGUUGGCUUCCACCAGAGGACACCACAACCCUGUGCCGUACUGCGGGGUCGCAGCCGCAUGUGUGCGUGGAGGCACCGACAUCCUAGGCGACCGAGCGGGACCUUGAGAGGGACUUUGCGGGAGACGGAGUGGGCGACCGAGAGAGGGGCCGAGUAGGCUUUGGACACAUGGCGCUGUAAUUUGCACAGCGACCAGGGCAGGAGGUAAUGUCGUGCGUACGUGCCAUGUCUCACGAGUCCCAACGCAUCCGGCACAUAGCGGUCUCAGUGUCUCACCUCGUUUGGGCAAUGCCUGUAGUACCCGUGCUGUUGCGCUAAGUUGAUGGAACUGCGUUGCUUGUCACGUUUGCAUAUCUCA
This is a messenger RNA of Chlamydomonas reinhardtii, 5872 nucleotides long. RefSeq lists its product as uncharacterized. Bases 376 to 4800 code for a protein of 1474 amino acids. Gene Ontology annotation, biological process: guanosine tetraphosphate metabolic process. The record is from RefSeq and is a predicted model, not a curated record. Gene Ontology annotation, cellular component: chloroplast. Lineage: Eukaryota; Viridiplantae; Chlorophyta; Chlorophyceae; Chlamydomonadales; Chlamydomonadaceae. The transcript is spliced from 22 exons.